AUGCAGGAGGCGACGUCUCCGCUCCCGGCGCUGAGCAACGGCUACCAGCCGCUCCCGUUGCUGUACCUGGGGUUCCUGGCCAUAUGGGCGGCCUCUGGCUUCUCCUGGGCCUUCAGCACAUGGAGGAACCGCCAUUACCAGGCGAAUAACCUACAAUGGAUCCUGUCCCUAGUCCCACUGAUCAAAGCGCUCCAAAUGGCACUCUCAUUCCUGUUCUGGUACUCGUGCGUGCACCUUCAGACAUGCUCGCUGUGGAUGUCGUUCGGCGCGUACGUGACGGGGAUCCUCUUCCAGACGGCCUCCUUCGUCUCCUUCGUGCUCAUCUCCCACGGCUACUGCAUCAUGUGCGAGCGCCUCUCCAUCCGGGAGAGACGAACCACGGCCGCUCUCGGGUGCCUUCUGUACCUGAGCCUCAUCGGCUACAAGGCUGCAGUUCCCUACUUCACAGUAAGUCAUUCUUCUGGUCAACUAUUUUGCGUCAUUUUACAUCAUAUUUCGGCGUACUUCCCAGAAUCUUAUAGUUCUACAGGAGCAGCUCAGUUUCAUAGAAGAGGAAGACAUCCAUUCCUAGCACGGCGCGCUGAACACAAAGUAUACAAUGUUCAAGUAAGCCCUUUCUUCCCAACUGUUUCAGUUCUGAUUUGCCUCUCGAAAAUUGCUAUGUUCGUAAGCUCCGUCUCUCGGUUUUUCUUCAGGAGAUUUCAGGGAACGAUGCAGGUGGCCGCAGUGGCAUUUAUCAUGGUAUACAUGAGGGCCGACGACACAUCAGAGAACUACUGGUUUCGCGUGUUAGUACGUGAGUGGGUACAGUUCUGCAUCUUCAUGUACAUUGGAUGGAACUUCAGAAUCCCUGAAGCCUCACUUCAUCUGCAUACCAUACCCCUUAUGAAAUCAGCAUGGGAGAUCACCAUGCCUCCUAUUUACAGUGUGGAGAUGGACGCAGCCGAUUUCAAAGGUCUAGUCUCGGAUCAAUGGCAUGUUGGAAUGAGGACUGGUUCAGGCUGUUCUGCACAACCCCUACCGGUGCUGGUUCAGAACCCUUGCCCAACGACGGCUUGUCCUUCCGGUAGAGCCUCAAAGUUUCAGUUGGACAGGGACAACCAGGUAUAG
Miscanthus lutarioriparius is the source of this 1110-nucleotide messenger RNA. The record is from the annotation of a GenBank genome assembly. Lineage: Eukaryota; Viridiplantae; Streptophyta; Magnoliopsida; Poales; Poaceae.